Molecule: messenger RNA, 3127 nt
Organism: Cucumis sativus (cucumber)
Lineage: Eukaryota; Viridiplantae; Streptophyta; Magnoliopsida; Cucurbitales; Cucurbitaceae
Product: glutamate receptor 2.8
Exons: 5
Coding region: 103-2712 (869 amino acids)
Cellular component (GO): plasma membrane
Molecular function (GO): ligand-gated monoatomic ion channel activity; signaling receptor activity
Source: RefSeq, a predicted model, not a curated record
UGGCGAGAAAAAUAUAAAGAAAGAGAAGGGGGGUUUCUUACUGCAUAUAUAUAUAUAUAAGAGAGGAGAACGUAGAUUCAUUGGCCUAUGCCUUUAUGAAAAAUGGGAAAGUUUCAUUUUCUGUUUUCUUUCAUGUUGUUUGCUCUAGUUGUUUAUGGAGUGUAUGAAACUGAAGGAAACACGAAGUCGACGAUGGACGAUAGCAGAAAUGGCAAAAUAGGUGUCAUUGUAGACAAGAGUUCCAGGAUUGGUAAGGAAGAGAUUUUAGCUAUGCAGAUGGCUGUUGAGGAUUUUAACUCCUUUCGCAAUCAAAGGGUCAGUCUUGUCAUCAGAGACUACAAAAGUGAUCCAAAUCUUGCAGCUCUUGCAGCUAAUGAUCUCCUCAAUAUGCAACGAGUCCAGGUUCUAAUAGGACCACAAACUUGGGAAGCGACGUCUAUAGUUGCUGAGGUUGGAAAUGAGAAACAGAUUCCGGUUCUAGCGUUAGCUAAUGAUAUACCAAAGUGGGCAAACAAGAGGUUCAAAUUUUUGGUCGAAGCUUCUCCCUCUCAGUUAAAUCAAAUGAGAGCUAUAGCCGGUAUUGUCAGUUCGUGGGAUUGGCACCUCGUCAAUGUUAUAUAUGAAGAUAAAGAUUUCUCAACCACUGGAAUAUUUCCUCAUCUUGUUCAUGCCCUCAGAGACGUAGGAGCUGAAGUAAAUGAAUUUGUUGGUCUCUCUCAAUUUGAUUCUGAUUUAUUUUGCAGAGAAUUGGAAAGGUUAAGAAGAGGAUCAAGCAGAAUUUUUGUGGUUCAUAUGUCUUUUAAGUUGGCAUUGCGUCUAUUUGAGAUAGCAAAUGAGAUGGGAAUGAUGGGAAAGGAUUAUGUUUGGAUCGCUACUGAUUCUUUCACAAACCUUGCAUAUUCUUUCAAUGCUUCUAGUAACUCUCUACUACAAGGAGUUGUUGGAGUCAAGAGCUUCUUCCCUGAAAACAAUCCUCAAUUUCACGAAUUUUAUCAUCGAUUUUCUCGAAGGUUUAGAUUAGAGCAUUCUGACGAGGACAAUCAUGAGCCUGGUAUUUUCGCUAUUCAGGCUUAUGAUGCUGCAAGGACAGCAGCUAUGGCAAUGAGUAAACUCCAAGAAAAGGGUAAUCACUUGAUGGAGAAAAUAGAGCUCACUGAUUUUCAAGGACUCGGUGGAAAGAUUCAGUUUAGGGACAGACAAUUAGCGUCAUCUGAUACUUUUCAAAUCAUCAAUGUGAUGGGGAGGAGUUAUAGAGAACUAGGCUUCUGGUCUGAUAAAUUAGGCUUCUCACGAGAGUUGAGGGAAAAUUCGUCUUCUAGCUCGUCUAUGAAGGAUCUCGUCGAAGUGCUUUGGCCUGGUGGAUCGUCUGUAACUCCAAGGGGUUGGGUUGUACCGACAGAUGCCACUCCAUUGAGAAUUGGGGUGCCAACUAGUUCCAUGUUCAAACAGUAUGUACAUGUGGAAGGAGAUCCUACGGGAAACAAUUUAUCCUUCAAUGGACUUGCAAUUGAUCUGUUUAAAGCAACCUUAGACAACCUUAACUUCCCUCUACCAUACCAGUUUUUUCGUUUCGAUGGACCAUAUGAUGAUUUGGUAGAGCAAAUCUACCUGAAGAACUUCGAUGCAGCCGUAGGUGAUAUAGCGAUAUUAUCACGACGCUAUAAGCAUGCAGAGUUUACACAUCCUUACUCAGAAGCAGGACUUGUGAUGGUAGUUCCUACCACAAAAGAUACAAGUAAUAGAGCAUUGAUGUUCACAAAGCCUUUUACAGCGACCAUGUGGUUUGCAAUUGCCGUGAUAAAUGUCUACAAUGGCUUUGUAGUCUGGUUUAUAGAACGAAAUCGCUAUCCUGGUCAUGAAGGUUCGAUGUUUAAUCAAGCCGGAACCAUGCUUUGCUCAUCCUUCACCACACUCUUCUCCUUACAUGGUAAUAUGCUGCAUAGUAACUUUUCCAGAAUGACCAUGGUGGUUUGGCUAUUUAUGGCACUUGUGAUAACUCAAAUAUAUACUGCUAAUCUUACAAGCAUGCUCACUAUUCAAAAGCUUGAACCGACUGUAACGGAUAUCGAGACUCUUCAAAGGGCAAAUGCGUUGGUUGGAUUUGGCAGAGGAUCCUUUGUCAAAAGAUAUUUGGAGGAAGUCUUACACUUUCGUUCCGAAAACAUAAGAAACUACUCUUCACCUAAUGAUUAUGCUGAAGCUCUCAGAAACAAGGAGAUAGCAGCUGCUUUUCUUGAAGUCCCGUUUGUAAAAAUAUUCCUUGCAGAAUUUUGUAGGGAAUUCAUGGUUUCUGGGCCAACCUAUAAAGUUGGAGGAUUUGGAUUUGCAUUCCCGAGAGGCUCGCCGAUGUUAACGGAUAUUAACGAAGCAUUGCUUAAGGUAUCUGAAACUGGGAAGUUCAGAGAUUUGGAAGAUAGCAUGAUUGCUAAUGAGAAAUGUGAGGAUGAGGAUCCAAAGGGUGAAAAGUCAAGCCUCAGCCCCAGCAGCUUCUUUAUAUUGUUUGUAUUGAGUGGAGGAGUAUCAACAAUAGCUCUCACGUUAUACAUCUUUAAUGCUCAUGACUUCAAUUUUCAACAGAAUACCAUUUGGAGAUUAAUGAUAGCUAUAAUGAGACAGUGGGGAAACCAGAGGAGGCGAUUUUCUCGACGAGUAAGCGAUGAAUCGCAAAUGCCUGUCUCGAAUGACACCAACUUGCAAAUUCAAGUCCAGUAAAAGAAGGGUGGUUUGAACUGUUAGAGUGUUUUCUGUUGUAUUGAAAUUAGAUGAUGAGAGAGCUCUAUUUGGUAACUUGGGGAAUCAAAUGAUUCAUUUGCAUUUCAAAAGAAAAAGAAAAUCGGAGUUUUAGAUUAGAAUGUAAAAAUUAAAUUAUGUAACCAUAGAACGUAAGGAAUAGUAUUUAACUUUGAAGAUUAGUGAUUAUUGGGUAAUGUUUUUCUUUCUUUUGCUUUAUCUAAAGCCUCAAGCCUUAGACACAUCUGUACUAUACUAUAAUUUGUACUUUUAUAGCACUUUUAUCCUCUAAUGUAGGAGUAGGUACCAACUCAUAGUUGGUUUUAUUUCAUUUUGGUUUUUCUCUUACUAUGUGUGUUGUAAUGACAGAUAUGUUUGAUACACAAUUUAGUACUUA